Eupeodes corollae is the source of this 8279-nucleotide messenger RNA. RefSeq names its product protein unzipped (gene uzip). The record is from RefSeq and is a predicted model, not a curated record. The coding region runs from base 1127 to 2701 and encodes 524 amino acids. Lineage: Eukaryota; Metazoa; Arthropoda; Insecta; Diptera; Syrphidae. The transcript is spliced from 4 exons.
CAGUUGUAAAUUCUCCUUCAUCGUGCUUUAAUGUGUUUCACUCAAUGGUUCGCCGUUAUUUUAUCGUGUGAUAUUUCUUAUUGUACUAUUGUACAUUCUCUCAUUAUUCGCUCAUACGCAACAGAAAAUAACCAAUACAAAAAAGAAAAAAACAAACUUUGUUUACAAUUUUACAUGGUUUCCUUUCCUCUCCUGUAGUUGUCUUGCUCAAAGGAACAGACAGGACAGUAGCUGUAUAGCUCCUAUAGCUGAGCAGUGUAGCACGCGUCAUAAAGGAUAUAGAGAGAAAGAGACAUUUUAGCAUUCAGUGUGUGUUUUUUUUUUCUACGGGGAAGUGUAGCUGUAGGGUACAUAGCCAUAUCCUUGUGAAUUAUAUAAUUGCGUUUGGGAUUCGUCCUUCGUGAAUGCAAUAACAACAACAAGACAAGAGUGAGUGUUCGAGUGAAGAGAGAGAGACGAAAUUCCGCAAUAAUCAUUUUAUAGCAUUGUGCCAGGAGCAAAAAUAUACAACGUACAACCAAAAAAAAAUUAUAAACGAAAUUAGGAAGAAUCCUGUGAAGUUCUUCAUCCUCGACGUCGUUGAGUGACGCUGUCAGUGACAAUAUCCUUACAUUUUGUGAUCCUUCGAAUUUAAUUUUACUUAGUGUGCAAAAAAAUAAAAAUUUAUUGCAAUUUAAAUAAAAAUUCAACUUAGAUCCUUUAACUUAACAAAGGACUGAAAUAGAAUAACGGAAACAAAAUAAAAAUAAAACUACUAGAAAACCUUGUUAUCCUUACUGCUGAAUGACGUCAGGAGUAGGUAUAGUGUACCUAUAGAGUGUUUUUAUACUGUGUGUCACCUUUGGUUUAAUAAUUGAUUAGAGGAUUUAGUUUUCCUUCCUGUGUGGCUAAAAUAAAAGUGUCUUGUGUAGUUUUUAUGUGCUCUUAAACAAAAAUCUGUGUGUUCUAGAGUCUCGUUACGUUUUACACUGAGUCCUUUUGACGUUACUUCCUUUUUCCGUCGUGUUUUAUUGACCAACAAGGAAUAAGACAAAAGAAGGAAGAAUUUAUAAAAAAAAGAAACCUAGACAAAAUCAAAUUUAUUAUUCAAAAAGAUAAAGCACAGACCAAUCCAAACUACAACACAAUGAAUCCAACUAAGGGAACAAUCACAAAGCAUCACAGAACAAGAAUACCACAUUCGCCAUCUUCAGCAUCUGAAACAGCAAGGCGCCACCACCAGCAUCACAUUAGCAGCAGCAUGACAUUCCUCCUGCCAGCGAUAGUUACCCUCUUGGGCGCCAUGGCAUUCCAAGGAGCCGAAGCCAGUGGCGUUCUCAUCUACAAGCAGACUUCCUCCCAACUGGGUCAGAAAGUUACAUCGAGUACCCUCAAAUGGGAGCAGUACAGUGCCAAAGAAUUGAACCAAAUGGAAUACGCCAUCCAGGGUGGUAAAUUUGUGUCCGAGGACGAACACUAUCCGAUCUAUGUGUGUCGAGUGAUUAUCGAAGGUGUCCAAACGAGUGGCCACACGGAGAAACAAAAGCAAUCUCAGGUUUGUGUGGUGUCUUAUAUGAAAAUCGUGAAGAACUACGACAAGUUCGAGGUGCUCAUGAAUAAGGGACACUUGGGCAAGAUCAUAUGGCAGCCGUGGACAAAAUUCAAUGCUGGCGUUCCAAUCGGAGCCAUAAGUGUUGAUGAUUACUCUUACAUUGGACGUCGAAGAAUCAAUCAUCAAUCUUUAAAUGACCAUAUGGGAGCUGAUUUCAAUUUGGGACGCUUGGAUCCGACCGUCGGAUUGGGCAAGAUUUCGGUUGUGGAAGAUCAAAAUGAGCGGGAGUACGAUGAUGGAGAAGUGCUGAUUGAAGUCGAACCGAUCCGAUAUGAAUUGAAAGACAUUGUUUUGGAUAAAAUACGAACAGAUGAGCAAAUUAAUACCACAGCAUUGGCACAUGGAAUUCUCAGAAAUACCUAUGAUACAUCUAAUCAAAUCGAAACUGUGCUAUCGUAUUCCUAUGAUCACGCUCAAUAUUGGGGAACUCACGAGGGUACCGCUCGUGGUUUGGCUACAAAAAUCUAUGAAAAAGGCUCAACGACACCAACUGAAAUCAAUUGGAGUUUGAAAUUUACCAAAAAAAUCAAUGAAACCAAAUCGGUUAGUUCGAAUCUACCACCGGGAACAGCAAUCAAUGUCACAUUGUUGGGUGAUUAUGUCACUUUGGAGGCGCCCUAUCGGGCUAAAUUAUUCUCCUUUUAUAAGGGAAGCUCAGAGAGCAGGUCGAGAGAUAUCAAAGCUGAGGUCCGUAAAAGCUAUUUGAAAGACAUCAAACUCGAAUAUAGUGACAUCUAUUGGAUUGAAAAUGGUACAUUUAUCCCAACGACCACAACAACAACAACCUCAACAACAACCCAUCCAUCAACAACAAAACACAGUGAUGCCAAACCAAUGAGCGAACCACCGAUAGUUUUAUUAUCCGAUAUCGGACGAUCAAGUGUCUCGACAUCCGAUUCAAAAUCACCUAAAUCAAAAGGUGCCGGAGGAGAUGAUGAAAUUAAUGAAAAUAUUAUUCCGAACGAAAGUCGUGAAAAUUAUGCUGAAAAUUUAAAACACAUGAAAGAUUCAGCCAGUCCUGGAACAUCACAUUCCACAAGGCUCUAUUGUUGGACCAGUAGUAGUAUUUUAAUUUUACUUAUUUUGUUUACAGUGAGAGUAUUUGGUUAAGAGUGUGGUUAUAAUUAUAAUUGCGCGAAGGGGGAUGUAAAUUUAGUAGUUAUUAUUUAAUAAUAUUAUUAUUAUUAUUUUCUUAUGUUUAUUUUUUUCUUUUUAUACAUAUAAAUUGCCAAAUUUAGUUAAGAGAAUUAAUUUUUUAAGUUAAAAAAAGUCUUUCGUGUAAAUUUAUUAAUAUCAGUUCGUUUUUUUUUAAUAAGAGCUUCAAAAGUGAUCAUGGCGAGUGCUAAUUUUCGACACAAAAAAUAUAGUAUCUAUAAAUAACCUUAGAACCUGUGGAAAUGAAAUUAUGGUGUAGCAAUUUUUCAAGUUAAUAACCUGGAAGUUACAUUGAAUUUAAUUAAUUAAAUACAAAAUGAUUAAUGAUGAUUCUGAAUGAUUUUAUCUGAAUUCUAUCUUAAAAAGAAACACUAAUUAUCAAAAAGUUAUGUUUUUAUGUAAGCAAAAAGUAGUUUAAAUUAAAAAUAAGUAAACUUCUUGGCAACUUUAUGCAAGCUCAUGAAUAUUUUCUUAAGAACUUAUAAAAAUCAAUAAUCUAAGUCUCAAUAUAGCCAGUUAUUGGAAAGCUAGUUCGAUAGUUUCUAUAUCGUUAAAAUAAAAUGGAUUUAAAAUUUACAUGAUUCUAAGAUUUCCUUGAUGUCCAAGUUUACUAUCCCGUAUUUCAAAAAUUCUUUAUGGACAAAUCGUCCCCUCCCUCAGAAACAAAAUGACACAAGUAAAAAUGAGUUUGUUCAAUUAAUCUCACAUUCAAACAAUGUCUUCAACUAAAAUAUAGGGUCCCAAAUAACGAUCCCCAUUGGCUGUAACCGCCACUCCUAGCUCACUUUCGAAGAAAAAUGGCCCAAUUAUGCUACUGGACCAAAAUCCGCCCAAAACACUGACUCGUUUUGGGUGUACCGGCUUUUCAAUAUAUGCGUGCGGGUUUUCUGUGCCCUAAAUGCGAAAAUUUUGCUUGUUUGCCCGCCAAGAUCAAAAUGAGCUUCAUUUGAAUAGGUGCAAAAUCGGCAUCUUCUCUAAGCAGCGUUCCCAUCGUUGUUCAAACGUAUACACAAACAUAUUCGUUCAGCGGAAGGGUAAAACAAACUAUCUGUCAAAUCAGACAUGAGCUAAGUGUUACAAAAGGUCAAAAGUUUACUGUUUUAAUAAAUGGGAUCCGAAAGAAUUCCUAUAAAACUAAAGUAAAAAACGGGAAUAAAAUGUACAUUUAAAAAAUUGUAUCAUGGUAAAAAUGUAAAUAAAAAAUGAUGGUGAUUACAAAUUGAUCCUUACGAAUGGUCUUCUUCUUAAGAUAACAACGUAUGUUCUUUAACUUCAUAGGAAGUAAACUUCUUACGUCUAAUCAGUGUUUGCAAAUUUAUCACUUCGAAACCAUUCACAGUAAAAAUACACUUAAUUCCAGAUAAGCAACAUUUUGUAAUCAAACUUUACCUGUCGUGUUCUUACAUAGGAACACGAAUCUAAGUUUUUUCGUCAAAUGAUCAAAUAUCAGUCUAAAGGCGUUAUCUGUUAACGAUUCAAUUUUCAAGAAAAACCAAACUAGACGAUUCUUAAAUUUGACACAUCUCAAAACUAUUGCUUUCUCCAUUCAAUACUAAAUGGUGUAGCUUCUUGGUUCGACUUUUUACAACUUUUCUACUUUUUCAGAUCCGUGAUGGUUAGUGUGUUGGACUGUCACGUCAGAGAUCUUAGAUUCAAACCCUGCCUGUGCCCUCUAAAGUUUUUUUUUCACACGUACUGCCUCUGGCGAGGAAUCGACAAAUCCUCUAAAAGUAAUUCUUGUCAUGAAAAGAGCUUUCUAAAAUCUACCGUUUCGAAUCGGCUAAAAACUGUAGGUCCCCUUUAUCCUAGACAACAUUGCUCGCACACAUAAAUGGUUAAAAGUUGUAAGUCACUAUGCCCUAGUUCUCAACGGACUGUUGAGCGAUCAAAUUUAUUUUGUUUAGUGUUUCUACUUGGCUCAAUGUCAAUAUAACAAAAUUUGACUAAUCUUUAAGUCUUUCACCUUAAGCUUUUAGUUUGUUUUCUUUUGGUUCUUUUUCCUUUCUGAUAAUAUUCCUUAAUUUCAGUUUCCUUUUGGUUAUCAGAAAAAGAAAAUUGCAGGAUUAUUUUAAUUAUUUCUAAUGUUAUUUAUUUAAUUAAUAUUGAAACACAGCGUCAAACUUUGUGUUGAAGUUUGAACAAUUGGCUAAUCUUCUAAAGCAUUUCUUUAUAUUUUUUAUAUUCUCCAGUUCUUAACUUAAAAAAUACUGCCACCAUCUAAAAUUCCACAAAGUAAAGUAGAUUAAGUUCUGCACAAAUGUAUCAAUAACGUAUAUAUCAAAGUCUAUCCAAGAAACCAAUUAGCUAUUCAAGAAGUGUUUCUCGUCUUCUGGUUGUAAUAAAAAGAACUCCAAAAACUUUUUCAUUUUUUAGAGUUGUAGCUUAGUUUGCAAUUCAAUUUUUUAAAAAACAACAAGAAAAUAAUAAUAACUUAAUCUGUUUCUUUGUGGUUAACCUUGAAUUAUGCAUCGUGACCACUUAAAUCAAAAACCAUUAAACAACAAAUUAAAACAAAAAAAUACUAAUUUAUUAUUCAGUUAACGAAUUUGUGAUCUAACAAUAAAAUGUUUCAAGAACAAAAAAGAAAAAAAGGAAAGAUAUGAAUUGAAAUUUUGUCAAAAAACAAGAAAACUUUUAAGAAUGAGUAAUUUGGAUAUUUUUCUUCUACUUUUAUUUUGUAAGUAAAGAAAAAAUACACACAAGAAUAACAAUGAAUAAUAAUUAAAGAAAAGACAUAAAAGUUGAAACAGAAUCCAUUCCAAGAGGUAAUGUGCCUUAAAAUUUUUUUUUUUUUUUGUACAUUAGGAUAUAGAGAGAAAUAAAAAAGAAAAGAUAACAUAAAAUAAAAAGGAUACAAAAGUUAAAUAAAUAUCUACAUUGUAUUAUGUAUAUUUAACUUAACCAAAGAGAAUGAAUUGAUGCAAUAAUUUUUAUUAAAAACUUAUAUAAUAUUACAACUUUAUGGAUUUGUAUAAAGUAAAGAGAAUAGGUAAGAGAAAAAAAGAGUUAAGAAUGAAAGAAUUUUAAGACAAUGAGUGAAGUUCCUUAGAAACUUAUUCCUGCCAGGUAUAAAAUAAUAAUUUGUAUUUUUAAACAAAAAAUGAUAGUGUUAUGUCAAAAAUUAUUGUGAAAUAUUGUGUACUCCUUGAUUCUAAGAAGAAUUUUUAAAUAUUUAAUUAAAAAAAAAAAUAAGAAAAAUUCAUAUCUUUUCCUGAGUUCUUGUCCUAAUAAUUGGUUUUAGAUAUCGGUUUGGCAUGUUUGUAAAAUUUUGGGAUUUAACUAUGUAUUAACUAUUUGAAAAUACUAAUAGCAGAAAAUUUCUUGAACAAUUUUUUGAUCUUGUAUUUUCCAAUAACAUUAUAUGAGGUACUUUUUUCAAAAUUAAAACUCAACAAGUUAAAUUCAAUGUAAUGGCAAACAUUUUAGCUUAAUUAGCUUAGAAAUUGUAUGGCUUCAAUAUUUAGUAAUAAUAUCUGAACAUACAACGCCAUUUCACUCCAAAUUUUGACUUCUUUUUGGUUCAUAAUCAAAUUUCGUCCGUAGUGCAUCAAAUGUAGGAUUCUAAAUGAUCAUUCGCUCUUGGUUUAUUAUCAUAGCCCAAAGAUUUGAAGGAUCAUACAGAAAUCAGUCCAAAGGUUUCAAGGUCUAUUUUUGAGAUGAAUCGGUAAAUAAACGAUUGUUUCAACACGAUGACACUUCGUAUCGUGUUGUUAGAAGUAUUUCAACUAGAAGUGAUUUUCUAUAGCAUGAAGGUUACAAAAAUUCAUUAAACAUUUGCCAACAGCAUUCUGCGUUCAGGUUAGUUAUAACGUCCUUAAUUUGAAGACAAGAUCACCGAUAACGCUUUUUUCAUUGUAAAAAACUUAUAGAACCGACUUUUUUCGGAAUUUAAUAGAAAUCAGCUACAGAGCUUUAAUUUUUAAAUAAAUCGUUACGGUUUGAAAACGUUGUGUUGAUUCUGAAUACUGAAAAAAAGUCUUACCCGCUUCAUUGUAAAGCAUCUGAUUCUCCAGUUAUCUCCAUUAAAAAUUCUAUACCUCCAAAAAAAACGUAAAAUACCAAAAUAUUUUUUGAAUCCAUUUCAUUCUCCAUCAAAAACAAGCAAAGUUUCCGCUUUAUUAAUAGACCUUUGUGUCUUUAACUAAAAAAGCAUAUUUUUUAGUUCUCAAGCUCGAAAAAUCUUCUACAUUAAUCAGAAGUUCGUAAAAUUAAGGGAAACAAAACUAUUCGUUUAACUUGAAAAAAAAUGUAUGUCGAUUGCAAGAUUAAAGUCAAACAACUAAUCUCUUGUCGAAAACCAAAAUUGUGACAUUCGAACCGCUAGUAAAAGUUAAGUGAUAUGACUUUGACCAACUUAUGUAAUGCAACCCAAAUGUCAAUCUUUCGCAAGUUAUUCUUUAAUAUUUAUUUAAAUAUGAGUUAAGCCCUAACGUUUUUAAUAAGUCAUGGGUUUGAUUUGGCAUUCACAAUAUUAAUAGAAUUUGUUCGAUCUUAAAUAUUAGACGAAUGUGACGAGUUUCAAAAAUAAUCUUACAUGCAAAAUCCCAAUUUUAUUUAAACUAAAGCGGUUUAAGGCCAUUUGCUGAACUUAAGCUUUUGUAUGACAAGUAAGGUGGAAGAAAAAAGAAGAACGUUUAUGUUGAAAAAAAAAAAUAAUUUAGUUUCGUUUCAGCAAAUGUGCCUUAGAAGAGUUUUGGAAAUUGAUUGAAAUAUGAAUAUAUUUUUGAAGUUUUUAUUUCCAGACCCGUAAAAUUUAAUUAGUGACAAAUUCCAAGUCUUACAAGGUGAAAAAAACUUCUCAGGUCCCAAUUUUCAGCAUGUUCUUAAGAAAAUCUAAAUUUUUGAUAAGAAUUAGCUUUCGAAAGGUAGUACAUUUACAAAUUAAUGAAACAUUAACGUUAAUCGUUUUAGAAGAACUCUCUAGUACGCCAGGUACGAACAUACUGAACUUCGUCAAAAGCCUCUAAAUGGCUUGACUACCUGAACACAUAGGUUUUUCUUAUUAGCUUGAGUAGCAAAACUCAUGGGUAUCACAAUGGAUCUGUAAUGAUCUAAGUGUGACGGCAAAGACAUCAACUGUCAGCCCCUCAACCUCGCCUAGCCUAACGUGAAUUAAAAUAUUCAUCGCAAUCAGGAAUGUUUAUGAGGUUCCCAGAAUACGCCUGUUUUCAAAGUUUUUCAAUUAAUAGAAUUAUUGAUUUAAAUUGUCUUCAUUAAGAUGAAUAUCAUCUAUACACUCCCCUCCGAAAAUAACACCUCCUAUCAUCUAUGCUUUCCAUUGUCCGGAACAGAUUAACGAUAAAGGUUAAUUAAUUAUUCUAAAAACUGAUUUGCAUAUCUGUUUUUUUUUUUUGUACACCUUUGCAAAAUUGAAUCCAAACAAUCACAAUAGGUUCACGUAGGAAUCUACUUAACAAGUAACUAUUAUAUUAUUACAAUGUGCAAAUGCGUACAAUUAUUUCAACAUAGUAGCAAAAGUUCCCUAAGUUUUGCCAACAAACCACCACCUGUCAUGCCAAAUAAAAAUCUAAAA